Molecule: messenger RNA, 972 nt
Organism: Lotus japonicus
Lineage: Eukaryota; Viridiplantae; Streptophyta; Magnoliopsida; Fabales; Fabaceae
Product: exocyst complex component EXO70B1-like
Exons: 1
Coding region: 1-972 (323 amino acids)
Biological process (GO): exocytosis
Cellular component (GO): exocyst
Molecular function (GO): phosphatidylinositol-4,5-bisphosphate binding
Source: RefSeq, a predicted model, not a curated record
AUGGUUCAGCUUCUGAAUUUUGCCAAUGCAGUUGUUGAUGGGAGUCCUUCAGCUUGGCGUUUGUUCACAAUACUAGACAUGUUUAAGGCAUUGGAUGGUUUAAUUCUGAAAUUCCAGUCAUUAUUCCCUGCUUCCUUCAUGAAUGAAGCAAUUGCAGUAAAAAACAAAUUGGGAGAAGCUAGCAGAGACCUCUUCAUGGAAUUGGAUAAACUAAUUUUUCGUAUCCCAGAGGUAGCUGCUGCUGCUGAUGGCCGGCUUCAUCCGAUGACAACUUGGGUGAUGAGAAACCUCUCUAAUGCUUGGAGGUCAUGGAGGACACAAGAGAAAAUUUUCCAUCAAUACCCUAAAGGUACUAAUGGAGCGGGAACUUCUUCAUUUACAGCACAGAUGGAGCGAAUAAUUAAGCUAUUAGACAGAAAAUUGGUAGAGAAGUCCAAAAUCUACAAAGACCCUGCUCUGAGCUGUAUUUUCAUGAUGAAUAAUUGGAGGCAUAUCGAACGAAUGGGUGAAGAAUGGAAAAUGGUAGUCAUUUCCGGCAAAGAUUGGUUCCCAAGAAGCAGAGAACUAGUUCAUCAAAACCUUGAACUCUAUCUAAGAAGCUCAUGGGAUAAGGUGUUUGACUUGUUGAAGCUGAACAACAAUGAGUUGAUGGUGUCCGAUGUUGAAGCAGAAUUAAUGAAAGAAAAGCUCGAUUUGUUCAACUUCUGCUUAGAGCAGAUGUCCAGAGUUCAGUCCACUUGGCGUGUUUAUGAUAAUAAGCUAAGGGAAGAGAUAAGAACAUCUCUGGAAAAUGUCUUGCUGCCAGCCUAUGGAAUCUUCAUAGGGAGGUUCCAAGAUGUACUUGGUAAGCAUGCUCAUAAGUAUAUUGAGUAUGGAAUGUUUGACAUUCAAGAACGACUCAACAAUCUCUUUAAUGGAGGCAAAAUGAAUCAGAGUUUUGAUGAACCCUCUGUUUUCUUGGAAGCAAAAUGA